CGUCCUGUAGCAGCUGCAUACCCGUGUUGAUGUAGGGUCUGUCACAGCCAGGAAUCACUGCAGAGCUUGGGCUGUGAUUGUGGUUGAUGCCGAUAUAGCAAGAGAGCCUGUGACCUGAGCACAGGUUGGACAGGCUGUGUGUAUUAUCCGUGUUCUGAUACCACACAGCAUAGGUGAGCAGUGGGUACUGACAUGGACAGUGUUUCCUCAGCCUCUUCUCUGCAGUUCCUUGCUAAACUGCUUUGCGAUGCUCCAGAGGAUGAUGAUGAUGAUGGUGAAGAUGUGCUGCGCUCUUCUGUUAAUGCCAUGACUCCUGGUACUAUUGGACCAGUAAAGAAAGAGAGCACUGGUACUUUUCAGGUGAAAUCUGAAAACAAUAAAACUAUUUGGAAUACAGAGGAGGUCCCAGAAGGAUCUGAAUAUCAUGAUACCUGGGACCCUAGAGAACAGCCAGAGUAUGAGAUUUUAUUCAAACAAUGUGUGGGAACAGAGGAUGUCUUCUUUGGGAUGAGCAGGAAAGACCACUCCACAGCCUGCUGUGAAGAUAUAGUGAUUAAAAUCAAACUGCCAGAGACAAAGAACUCGGACAUCACAUUAGAUAUUCAGGACAAGGUUCUUGACCUCCGAACUCCCAAAAAAAAGCUGCUGCUGCACCUCCCCUACUGUGUGGACAGCAAGAAUGGGAAAGCUCGUUUUCUCUCUGAAGAGGAGACCUUGGAAGUCACCUUGAGAGUAUUGAGGGAGUUUGAUUUCAUAAAUUUUGGUUGAUGGACAGAGAAAUGGAGAAAGUUUGCAGAAAGUAAUCUCUUAGUUUGGAGUCUUUGUGAAACCUGACUGAAACAGGAGAUUGUUUCCCUUGAAUGGUGCAGGGGGAAUAUCCCUGAAGAAACUGAAUAAGUCAGGAGUAACAUAGCACCCAUAGCCUGUAUAAGCUGAGGCUGUCCAGCUCUAGUGCUGCUCUAAUGUCCUGCUUCCUUCAGUCUCAUACAGGCUCUGUGAAUCAGCAAUGGGAGAUUACAAUUCUGUAAACCAGAGAGGGUUUUUUUUUGUGGUUAUGGCUGAUGAGCAGCACAACGGGGCUCUGGCCAAUGACACUGGUACUUCAAGACCUGCAAAUGAUAAUAUUCUUGCUUGGUCU
This is a messenger RNA of Pezoporus occidentalis (night parrot), 1138 nucleotides long. It is a transcript of the gene DNAAF6, whose product is annotated as dynein axonemal assembly factor 6. The record is from RefSeq and is a predicted model, not a curated record. Gene Ontology annotation, cellular component: cytoplasm. Lineage: Eukaryota; Metazoa; Chordata; Aves; Psittaciformes; Psittacidae. Gene Ontology annotation, molecular function: dynein intermediate chain binding; protein-folding chaperone binding. Bases 193 to 768 code for a protein of 191 amino acids. Gene Ontology annotation, biological process: axonemal dynein complex assembly; flagellated sperm motility. The transcript is spliced from 7 exons.